AUGUCAAACACCAAGAAAGUGCGACAGCCAGUGCCUUUUAGGCCGAAUAAGAUAUCGACUCCAGAGGCAGCUGCAGCGGUGGAUCGAGACCCGCCUUUGCAGAUACUCCUGAAGGCCGUACAGAAGAAUGGAAUUCCUGAAGCCACAGAAAGCAAAUCGGUUGUGUAUUGGAUGAGGAUGGGCGAUCUUAGGGUUGCGGAUAACAGAGCCUUAUCUCUGGCAUCACUUCGCGCACAUAAAUUGGGCGUGCCCCUUCUGGUCCUGUUCAUCCUCAGUCCUCAAGAUUACAUCGCUCAUGACCGAAGUAAGAGGCGGAUUGACUUCACGCUCCGUAAUCUGGAGAAAAUGCAGCGAUCUUUAGCCGAACUCCACAUCCCUCUCGACGUCUGGACGCAUCCACUUCGACGUACAUUGUCGUCGGCGGUCAUAUCCUACUUGAAGAGAAUGGGAGCCACAUUCUUGUUUGCCAACAUUGAGUAUGAAGUCGACGAGCUACGAAGGGACAUAUCCAUUUGCAAUCUUUCGAGAGCCGAUGGCAUACAAGCCACGUUUGUCCACGACAAGUGCGUAAUUGAGCCUGGAGUGCUUGCUACCAAACAAGGCAAAGUUUAUACAGUCUAUAGUCCCUUUCGACGAAGUUGGGAGCAAGAGUUGAAUGCAAAUCCUCACUAUUGGAAGAAAGCGGCGGAGCUCCAACCAAAUGCAAAAUCGAUUUAUGAAUCAGAGCUAUACGGUCCACUCUUUAACACUCCGGUCCCAUCCAGCUUGGAGGGCUUCGAGCUCUCCGAGAAAGAGAAAGAAAACAUGGCCAAUUUCUUCCCUGCUGGAGAAGACGCGGCAGUCCAGGUCUUACAACGUUUCCUGACGACCAAGGCCCGUGCAUCGCAAUUAGGGGCAGUGAGUCCUUUGGCUCCCGACGCGAAAGAAAACUCAAAGGAAAGUCGUGUAACAAAUUACGCAACCGAUCGCAGUCGUGUGGAUAAAGAUACAUCGAGCCGCCUGAGCCCAUACCUCGCUGCAGGGGUGAUAUCUGUUCGGGAGUGCAUUCGUGCCACCAUGGAAUUGAAGAAAGGCUUUAACAAGGCCAAGGUAGAAGUUAGUAAAGACUCGGGUGUAGGGGUGUGGGUACAGGAAAUCGCCUGGCGAGACUUCUAUGUUCAUGUCCUUGCGGCCUGUCCAAGGGUUAGCAUGGGUCGACCUUUCUUGGAGAAGUAUGCCGAUGUUGUAUGGGAGGAUUAUCAAGAGGAACCAGAGAGAAGGGAGAAGGAAGCCAUAAAGGCGCAAGAAGGGCAGGCGGGGAAUCCAGGGGAAUCUGUGCGGCGAUGGAAGGAGGGGAUGACGGGAUACCCCAUCGUCGACGCUGGCAUGCGAUGCAUUAACGAGAUGGGUUGGGUCCACAAUCGCCUGAGGAUGAUCGUGGCAAUGUUCUUGACCAAGGACUUAAUGAUUGAUUGGAGAGUCGGUGAAAGAUACUUCAUGGAGAACUUGAUAGACGGAGAUCUGGCCGCCAACAAUGGAGGCUGGCAGUGGUCGGCUAGUACUGGGACGGACGCUGCCCCCUACUUCAGGAUAUUCAAUCCGUACUCACAGAGCGAGAAAGUCGAUCCGGCUGGGGACUUCAUUCGUCGCUUCGUCCCCGAGCUUGCUUCGCUCAAAGGCAAAGAUAUCCACAAACCACCUCCACAUAUCGCCGAUAAGCUAGGCUACCCACGGCCUAUUAUUCAGCAUGAAGAGGCUAGGACCAGGGCGCUGAGGCGGUUCAAGAAUCCUGGAGAAUCGUAG
This is a messenger RNA of Pleurotus ostreatus (oyster mushroom), 1782 nucleotides long. RefSeq lists its product as uncharacterized. Gene Ontology annotation, cellular component: nucleus; cytoplasm. Gene Ontology annotation, biological process: entrainment of circadian clock by photoperiod; circadian regulation of gene expression. The record is from RefSeq and is a predicted model, not a curated record. Gene Ontology annotation, molecular function: DNA binding; FAD binding. Bases 1 to 1782 code for a protein of 593 amino acids. The transcript has 8 exons. NCBI's taxonomy places the organism in Eukaryota, Fungi, Basidiomycota, Agaricomycetes, Agaricales, Pleurotaceae.